Patiria miniata (bat star) is the source of this 3178-nucleotide messenger RNA. Its product is annotated as glycerol-3-phosphate dehydrogenase, mitochondrial-like. Gene Ontology annotation, biological process: glycerol-3-phosphate metabolic process. Bases 240 to 2426 code for a protein of 728 amino acids. NCBI's taxonomy places the organism in Eukaryota, Metazoa, Echinodermata, Asteroidea, Valvatida, Asterinidae. The record is from RefSeq and is a predicted model, not a curated record. Gene Ontology annotation, molecular function: glycerol-3-phosphate dehydrogenase (quinone) activity; calcium ion binding. Gene Ontology annotation, cellular component: mitochondrion; glycerol-3-phosphate dehydrogenase (FAD) complex. The transcript is spliced from 16 exons.
GGUGUUUUGACGAAGGCUCGUAAGAAUGCGAAAGCUCAGUGGAACGACCACUUCGAAUUGAAUGCGGAAGUGCAGAAAAUCAGCUUUUUGAAAGUUGGGCAGUACCGCGAUGUAGUGUAUUUUUCGUCAUUCUGACGGUUCGCUGCACCACAGAUAUUGAAGAGGAUUCGCUGCAAACCUCCGAAGAUGAACGAACACCUCGAUUUAAUUUAGACAGGUGGGGUUAGUUUCGAAGCGACAUGGCGUCGUCGAGCCGUCUACGCAAAGUGGCCAUCGGCGGGGGCCUGUUGGCAGCUGGUGCCCUGCUAGCUGGUUACGUGGUCAACAAGAACUCGGCCAAGAAACUCUCCAAGAAUCGGCAAGCCCACGUCGUGGCAGCUGAACUCCGGAAUGCCCACCUCAGCAUGCCGCUGCCCACGAGAGAACAGCAGAUCCAAUCGCUACAGAGCACCCACGAGUUUGAUGUGCUGGUGAUUGGGGGCGGGGCUACAGGAUGUGGGGUGGCCUUGGAUUCUGUAAGUCGAGGGCUGAAGACUGCGCUCGUAGAGAUGUACGAUUUCUCGGCGGGCACCAGCAGUCGCAGCACUAAGCUGAUCCACGGCGGGGUUCGGUACCUGGAGAAAGCCAUCAAGGGCUUAGACCUGGAGCAGUAUCGUCUCGUCAAGGAAGCCUUACACGAGAGAGCAAACCUCUUAGAGAUUGCCCCACAUCUCUCCUCCGCGCUGCCUAUCAUGCUCCCCGUCUACAAAUGGUGGCAGUUGCCUUAUUUCUGGGCGGGAAUCAAGAUGUACGACCUUGUCGCUGGGAGACAACGCCUCAAGCCCAGCUACCUCUUAUCCAAGUCCAGAACCCUGGAACUAUUCCCCAUGCUCAAGAAGGAAAAACUUGUGGGCGGAAUCGUCUAUUACGACGGUCAGCACAACGACGCAAGAAUGAACAUUGCAAUAGCAUUAACCGCGGCACGGAUGGGGGCAACAGUAGCCAAUCACACGGAAGUAUUAAGCCUAAUCAAAAGCACGGAUAGUAGCGGGAAGGAGGUUGUCAAGGGAGCGCUCGUCCGAGACAAAAUAACAGGUAAGGAGUACAGUGUCCUCGCCAAGUCGGUCAUCAACGCAACGGGGCCGUUCACGGAUUCCAUCAGGAAGAUGGCCGAACCGGAAGCCACAUCGAUCUGUGAACCUAGCUCAGGGAUACACAUUGUACUGCCUGGCUACUACAGUCCUGAAGCCAUGGGUCUGCUAGACCCCUCCACCAGCGACGGUCGCGUCAUCUUCUUCCUACCCUGGCAGAAUUUCACCCUCGCCGGUACGACAGACAACCCCUGCGCCGUGACUCACAACCCUGGACCCACCGAGGAUGAGAUCCAGUUCAUCCUGAAUGAAAUCAAGGAUUAUCUCAGCCUAGAUGUUGCAGUAAGGCGAGGUGACGUUCUAGCCGCGUGGAGCGGCAUCAGGCCAUUGGUGAGAGACCCAAAAGCCAAGAACACUGAAUCCAUCGCCAGAAACCAUGUUAUAGACAUCAGCAGCAAUAAAGUGGUCACCAUUGCAGGUGGCAAGUGGACCACGUAUCGCAGCAUGGCCAAAGACGCAGUGGACGCGGCGGUCAAGACCUGCAGCCUAAAGCCAAGGAACGACUCGCUGACCGACGGAUUGGUCCUAGAAGGUGGUCACGGAUGGACGCCCAACAUGUUCAUAAGACUCAUUCAGGAUUUUGGCUUGGAUGACGAGGUUGCCAGGCAUUUGAGUGAGACCUACGGGGACAAGGCAGUAGAGGUGGCCAGAAUGGCCAACCUUACUGGCAAGAGGUGGCCAGUGGUGGGCAAGAAGCUAGCCCAGCACUUCCCAUAUCUGGAAGCCGAGGUUACCUACGCAGUCAAGGAGUACGCCUGCACAGCCAUUGAUGUUCUUGCUCGGAGGACGCGGUUGGCUUUCCUCAACGUGAUGGCAGCAGAAGAGGCUUUACCCCGCAUCAUUGAGAUCAUGGCUAAGGAGCUGGGCUGGAGCGCUGCAACACAAAAGCUUGAACUAGAGAAAGCCGUGCGGUUCCUGAACGUGGAGAUGGGCUACAACUGCCACUCCUCUCUCAUGAAGGUCCCCAUUCAGUUCGGUAAGGAAGAGGUCGCCAAAUACACCAAGCGAUUCCAUCUCCUGGACAAGGACAGUAAGGGUUACAUCACUCCCAUCGACAUGCGCAACUUCCUAUCUAGUGUCGGUGAGACGAUAACUGAAGACCAGCUACGUGACAUGCUGCAUGAGGUAGACUGCAAUAAGAAUGGACGCGUUGAGCUGGACGAGUUCCUGCAGCUCAUGAGUGCUAUCAAGACCGGUGCCAUGGCCAACGUUCGGCUCGAGAUCGCCCUGAAAAUGGGAGACCGUAAAGUCAUCCCAACGGAUCGCAGCGGUGGGGAGAGCAAUUGGGAUCCGUAGCACAAUUUGUGGGCAGGGCUUAAAGUGGGCGGGAAGAGGGAGGGAGGCACACCAAAACUACCUGAAAUUACUUUUAGACAAUUUGAAAAUACUGAAUGUUGCGUACUUGUUCACAUUUUUCAAAUUACAUAAUACAUGUAAAUACAAGUACAUGUAGUUGCAAGAACUAAUAUGAAUUUACUAUCGCACAUCAAGCUAUAAUUUUCUAUUAUAAAAGGGUUGUAACAUUUAAAUGUACAGUUAUUACUGUAAGAGUACUUUUUCCUAUUUUGUAUCAUGUUCACAGCAUUAAAAAAUGUAGAAUUCUUACUAAGAGUAACUAAAUGGAAUUUUGGAUGAACAUUUCCAGGAUACAUCAAUCGUGUGCACGAUCUUUAUGUUGUUUAAGGUUGUCUUUGCACUAUGCACAUGAUGCAUGCCCGCACGUCCCAUUCUUUUCGCAAAUAAUCCUUACUUUAAUUUCUUUGAAGGAAAAAAGGCAAACGUGAAAGCUUUUUGUUUGUUUGUUUUUCUUUAUCUCUUCCUCAAAACACUGAUGCACUAUCUAAACUGUUUAUUUUUUGUUUCAUUUUGAAUUUACACAAGGUUGUGUUUGCCAUUUUCAUCUCUCAAUUUCUAACAUUUCUAUUCACUGUAAUUAUGUAUAUUCACUGUAUUUCUUAAACAAGCACAAAGUUGAUAACAAAUAAAGCCAGUCUUACUGAACUAACACUAACAGUACACCAGCCUUUCUGUUGAUGUUUCUGUUUUGA